AUGAUGAUGGAGGUUCUCAGAUGGAAGUAGCACAGAAAGAUAGUGCUGAGUCUUAUCCAGUGAACAGGAGACGUUCCAAUUGUGUUAAAGAGAUAGAGAGAUUGAAAAAGAACAGAGAGGAAAGAAGAGCACAACAACAAGAGCAAAGAGAAAUGAAACUUCGACUUCAGCAAGAGGUGGAUCCUGGAAAUCCUAAUUGGGAAUUUAUACAAAUGAUAAGGGAAUAUCAAAGUGAUUUAGAUUUUAAAGGGUUAACAAUGUCUGACCCGGUGAUGGACCAUCAGAUUUGUGUUUGUGUCCGCAAACGGCCUCUGUCAAAGAAAGAACUCACCAAAAAGGAAAUUGAUGUUAUCAUUGUACCCAAGGGUGAUUAUUGUGUGGUUCAUGAACCAAAACUGAAAGUUGACCUCACAAAAUACCUGGAGAAUCACAAAUUCUGGUUUGAUUACGCUUUUGACGAAAAUGCGAAUAAUGAAUUGGUAUACAGAUACACAGCCAAGCCGCUUGUGGACACGAUAUUUAACCAAGGAAUGGCGACUUGUUUUGCAUACGGCCAGACAGGCAGCGGAAAAACUCACACCAUGGGUGGUACUUUUACUGGGAAACAACAGGAUUGUACCAAAGGAAUUUAUGCUUUGGCAGCUACUGAUGUGUUCAAAUUGAGCAAAGCUCCCAAACACAAAAACAAGGAUCUUGUUAUUUCAGCAAGUUAUUUUGAGAUCUACGGUAGCAAGGUUUUCGAUUUACUCAACAAGCGGAAAAGAUUGAGAGUUUUGGAGGACGGCAAUCAGCAAGUUCAGGUCUGUGAGCUGGAGGAAAAAAUCGUAAAUUCAGUACAAGAUACACUGAAGCUUAUAGAGCUUGGUAACAAACUCAGAACAUCUGGGCAAACGUCAGCCAAUCAAAACUCGUCCCGUUCUCACGCUGUCUUUCAGAUUAUUUUAAGAAAGAGAGGGUACAGGAAAGAUGGUGGUGGAGGCCAACUCUAUGGAAAAUUCUCACUGAUUGACUUAGCAGGAAAUGAACGAGGAGCGGACACAUCAAACGCUGAUCGGCAAACGCGUCUCGAAGGCGCGGAAAUUAACAAGAGUUUACUGGCUCUGAAGGAAUGUAUUCGAGCUCUUGGACGCAAAGGAGCACAUCUUCCUUUCAGAGCCAGCAAACUUACACAGGUUCUGAGAGAUUCCUUCAUUGGUGAAAAAUCAAAGACUUGUAUGAUCGCAAUGAUUUCUCCUGGCAUGAGCUGCUGUGAACAUACACUGAAUACUUUGCGUUACGCAGACAGAGUCAAAGAGCUCGGUCCAGAGAGUAAUGCGAAGAAGAAAGCAGCACCUGCCGAUGGUGGACAUGAUGACACCAGCGCUGAAGACGUGUCGGCCCUCUCUGAUGGGAGACACCUUAACAAUGUGGAUCUUGCUCUUCUUUGCAACCACAGCGGCUCUGGUGAGCAGUCGCAAGAGCUUUACACGUUCCAUGAGGCAGUAUCACAGCUGCAAGAUGCAGAGGAUAAAUUAGUAGACGACCACAGGAAAAAUAUCGAGGAAACCAAAAUGCUUUUACAAGAAGAAGACAAGUUGAUCGAAAGAGUAGAUAUGGAUGUCGACUACAACAUGGAAGACUACGUGCGCCGAUUGGAUGAGCUGCUGUCCCAGAAGAUCGAAAAAUUCACGCAGUUACGAGAAAAAGUCAACAAGUUUAGAAAGCAACUCGAAGAGGAAGAAAUGGCGAGCAGGAAUAUUAGAAAACUACCAGGUUAUUAAGAGAAGUAAAAAUACCUGGAUACCCCCGGUGGGGUAGGGAGCUAUGCGAGCCCUACCAAGCAGACGACGGCGAAGGAAAUUUUAACGAAGGGAACAGUAUUUAAAAGAUUUAUUGCACAGUUCAAGAAGUGUGGAAGGUCUACGAUGUAAUAGGUGUUUUUUGCUAGUGGACUUGUAUAUUUAUUUAUUGCAUGGAAUCUUUGAGAGAAAUUGCUUUUUAACGAGUGAUAGGACAACAGAUAGUCGACCAUAGCGUAUUUUGAUUGAGUGUCGGUAAAUCUCAAAGAGAGGUAUCAAAGCGGCCAAUCAGAGCCGAAGAAAAUGUUUCAAGGAGCCAAUGGGAACUCAUUGCCAGAAGCGCGGGAAAACGCAUGUUGCUAAGUCGCUGCAUAUGAUUGGUUGAGAGGUUAUUGAGAAAAUGCCUCGACCAAUCACGGAGCGAAGAAAGCAAAGCCAACACAAUUUAGGAUUAUUAUUGACGUCGCUCAAUUAAAAUAAUUAUCUCUGAUGUUCGAUGUACUAUAUUGUUUUAAAAUGCGUUUGUAUAAAUGUUAGAUCACUGUUUGUUUCUUAUUUCACAGAACGAGAACUGUUUCAGUAUGUGAACAUACCGUCUCUUCACUCGCGUUUAAACUGAAUACCUUGCACUCAGCUUGUUGUUCUGUGUGAGAGAGAAGAAUGAAUAAACCUCCUAAGAGCAGA
Pocillopora damicornis (cauliflower coral) is the source of this 2462-nucleotide messenger RNA. RefSeq names its product kinesin-like protein KIF2A. Gene Ontology annotation, molecular function: microtubule binding; ATP binding; microtubule motor activity. Gene Ontology annotation, cellular component: microtubule. NCBI's taxonomy places the organism in Eukaryota, Metazoa, Cnidaria, Anthozoa, Scleractinia, Pocilloporidae. Gene Ontology annotation, biological process: microtubule-based movement; microtubule depolymerization. The record is from RefSeq and is a predicted model, not a curated record.